AUGACCAAAGACCCUCGUCAAAGACCUGCAGUCAGCGUGCCUCCCCAAUCAAGUGAAGCCAGUGCCCCUCAAGCGACGAUUGAACCCGCCGAGCCCGUACGUGUACUGAGUAGCGGCGUUCCCGCCCCGCCAGGUUCGGACGUCUCGGCCAUUUCGUCGACGAACCCAUUCAGUUUUCCGGACUACGUUGCGCCGGAGUUGGAGGCAACCACCUUGAGCAAGGAUGAGAUGCCACGGGGUUCUCCCGAGCCUAUGGAGCUAGACGAGUCUGAAGGAGCCGAUGCUACCAAGACCGACUGGGACGGGUUCGUGAGAACGCUCUCAGAAGCCAUUCGGCUGUCAACAGAGGAGCGUGCGCUCAACGAGACCAAGAAACAGCUCGACGAGACCAUGCAUCGCCUCCAGCAGUACCCUGUGGAGGGUCUCCCAGCACCGUCCCCGUACGAAGAGGAGCGACAAGAAAAGAUCUCUGAGAUCCGCGUAUCCGAAGCGUCGAUCAGAAGGUGGAUGGCACAGGUGCCCGCGGUCGUAGAGAGUUCUAAAGCGAACAUCCAAAUCCUCGAGCAGAAGAAGCAGGAGAUCGUCAAGCAGAAAAAACGCAUAGAGGAAGAGGAACGCGUAGCCGCAGCAGCCGCCGCGGCCGUUGAAGCCGCAGCCAAACCGCUCCGCGACCUUUUUGACGCAAUUCAGAAGACGAGCAAGAAGGUUUCCGAGAACAUGUUCGAUCUCGAGAGCUAUUACGCCGAGCUUCGUGAAACGCCAAUCAAACCAGGGGACGCUAUCAACGACGCUCUCGUUGAACGUAACAUUGUCCAGCCCGGCCAGCCACCACGUUUUGGCAAAUCGAGCGAAGAACUUGUGCCGGAGAUCGCAUAUCUGGCACAGAUGAUCGACGAGAACGAAGAGAAGCUUCAGAUCGGUUUGCAGCAGGUGAAGGAGCUCCGAGAGUACAACGUCAUUCUUGAGAGGACAUUCCAUAGCCUGGCGGCCGACAACGCAGACCUGACUGCGAUGUUGCAGCAGCUCACUGCGCACAAUAAUGAGAUGGCGGAACGCGCAGACAAGAACGAGGAAGUGCUGCGGGCGCUCCGCACCGAGCUUGCAGCUGCACAAACAUCGACCCCUAUGGCUCCGGUUGGACCAACCCCCGAGGACGUCAUGCAAGAAGUUCUCCGCGUGGUGCUGCCCGAGAUAAAAGAGUCGUUGUCCAAAGCGCUCAUGGCACUCAAGUCUGGCGUGGAAGGCACACUCCUCUCCAAUCAGACAGAUCUUUGCUCUCUGCUCAUGGAAACUGUUCCGCCCAUGACACGCACGGUCGGGGUCUUGAAGCGGUACUUGGAUGAAGAGGUCAUUCGCAACCCCGCUCUUCAUGCACAGACAAUCGUACCGCCCAUUCCUCCAGUCCCUACGUGGCCUGCUCAGAGCGCCCAACACUGA
Molecule: messenger RNA, 1437 nt
Organism: Epithele typhae
Lineage: Eukaryota; Fungi; Basidiomycota; Agaricomycetes; Polyporales; Epitheliaceae
Exons: 4
Coding region: 1-1437 (478 amino acids)
Source: RefSeq, a predicted model, not a curated record